This is a messenger RNA of Penicillium macrosclerotiorum, 372 nucleotides long. RefSeq lists its product as uncharacterized. The transcript has 2 exons. NCBI's taxonomy places the organism in Eukaryota, Fungi, Ascomycota, Eurotiomycetes, Eurotiales, Aspergillaceae. Bases 1 to 372 code for a protein of 123 amino acids. The record is from RefSeq and is a predicted model, not a curated record.
AUGUCGAGACCUGUUGUGAACGCGGCGGCACAGGGGGCACGGGCUUUUUCGUCCACUGCUGGCCAGUUGCGGCCAAUAACCUGGGACUUUAAGGGCACCACUAAGGAAAAGGCCGACUGGGUGAGGCAUCAGGCAGAAGAUGCGCUUGAUCUCCAUAAAGGACUGGAAGGUGUGACAAGGGGAGAAAUCAACGGUGAUCCUCACCCGACCAGGAAGAGGGAUGGCACCGUCGACCCGCUGCAUGGGAGCGUGGUGUUUUUGAAGCUGAAUAAACCUGUGACAUCGGCGCAUGUGUAUACUGAUGGAACGGUCGUAUUCUCCAAAUCAACCAAGUUCGCGCCGGUGACCGUGACAAAGAGAUACCGGGCAUGA